GUGAGGCAUUCACAGGAGAAAUAGUUCAGUUCCGUCCUCACUCAGUGGAUAAACAGAAAAGAGAGAGGAUAGACAGAAAAUGCUGUAAUAACAUAUAGUCUUAUUAUAAGAUGUUUGAUGUUUUUACUAUGUGGGGAAGCUAAUGUUGUUGUUAGCUAGUGGGGGUCACGGCAUCAGAUCAGGAUCAGGAUCAGGAUCAGGAUGGACCCUCCAUGCCAUUGCUGUUGUGGAGACUAUGCACGGGAGCUCUAGAGAUGGCCGUGGAAAUGUGGACAAAGUUAUGUUUGAACAGAGCGUGCGGUGCAACUUCUUCUCCAGAUUCUAGUUGAAAAGCCUCUAUGACCACCAUGAGCUGGAGCUUUCUAACUCGUCUUCUGGAAGAGAUCCACAACCAUUCCACCUUUGUGGGGAAAGUGUGGCUCACAGUACUCAUCAUAUUCCGUAUCGUGCUGACUGCCGUGGGGGGCGAGUCCAUCUACUCGGACGAGCAGACCAAGUUUACCUGCAACACCAAGCAGCCCGGCUGUGACAACGUGUGCUAUGAUGCCUUCGCUCCGCUUUCGCAUGUUCGCUUCUGGGUCUUCCAGAUCAUCAUGAUCUCCACCCCCUCUGUCAUGUACCUGGGCUAUGCCAUACACAAGAUAGCCCGCGCUUCCGAGGUGGAGCGCCGGAAGUUCCACCGCCGGAAGAAGCCCAUUCAGGCCCACAGGUGGAGGGAGAGCCACCCGCUUGAGGAGGUGCUGGAGAAUGAGGACGAUGAUGCAGAGCCCAUGAUCUACCAGGAGGACGUGGUGGAAGUCCAGGAGGUCAAGCUGGAGCCGGCCAAGCCGCAGAAACAUGACGGCCGCCGGCGGAUCAUGCAAGAGGGCCUGAUGAGGAUCUACGUUCUGCAGCUUCUGUCCCGGGCUGUAUUUGAGAUUGGCUUCCUGGUGGGCCAGUAUCUUCUCUAUGGCUUCCAUGUUAAUUCGUUCUAUGUGUGCAAUAAGGUGCCCUGUCCCCACAAGGUAGACUGCUUCAUCUCUCGGCCCACAGAGAAGACCAUAUUCUUGCUCAUCAUGUACGUGGUCAGCUGCCUCUGCCUGCUCCUUAAUGUUUGCGAGAUGUUCCACUUGGGUAUCGGAAAGUUCCGGGACACUCUCCGCAAGAGGAGGAACCAGGGGGGGCGACGGACAUCGUACAGCUACCCGUACUCCCGUAACAUCCCCACCUCUCCCCCCAUGUACAACCUGGUCAUGAAGUCAGACAAGCCCAACAGGAUCAUCCCCAACAGUCUUAUCACCCACCAUGAGAAGAACAUGGCCAACAAUGCCCUGGAACAUCACCAAGAGUGCACCAGUCCAGACGAGAACAUCCCCUCAGACCUGGCCAGCCUGCACCGCCACCUACGGGUGGCCCAAGAGCAGCUUGACAUGGCUUUCCAGACCUACAAUACUAACAAGAACCAGCCCACCUCCAGGACAAGUAGUCCAGUGUCUGGGGGCACCAUGGCAGAGCAGAACAGGGUCAACACAGCCCAGGAGAACCAAGGAGCCAGGCCGAAAUCAGCCACUACAGAGAAAGCUGCGACCAUUGUAAAGAACGGAAAGACUUCUGUGUGGAUUUAAGAAUGAUUAACUUCACGUGGUACAGUAAUCAUUCUGAAAAGCCAUUUUUCAAUUUCCAGGACCAUAUUCUGUGGAUACUGGAAGAUGUGUGAGAUGAGACAAGAUAUUAAAGGCUUUGGUGCAUGAAUCGAUUGCACUGCCCGAAUACACUGUAAAAAGUACAAUUUCAUUCAACAUACAAUUGUAAGGCAACCAGCUGCAAUAGGAUUGUGAGUUUGCUAAACAACAUUUUCACACACAAGCGUUUUGUUGUGAGUUUGCUCAACAACAUGUUUGUUGGGCAAACUCACAAUCCUACUGUACGUUGAAUCAACAUCUUUUUUCUUUUUACAAUAUAGAUUUAACUUUUGUCACCAACAGAAACCAGCAGUGUGACAUGUCGGAUCAGGAGCACACAAAAUAGGCACAUUGUGACCUCAGAACAAUAGUAAACAAUUUUUUUUUAAACAAACAAACAAACAAAUACAGUAGUAUGGAUCAUAUUAUUAGUAGGUUAUUGUGUGCUUUAAAUGCCAUAGCCUGAACAUAAUUAAUAUAUGCAUAUGUUGCUUAGUCAAACUUUUAUAAUUUUUGCGAUUUAUAGGGAGAUAUAAAAUAAACCAUGCUGGCAAUAUAAUUUUACCCUAGCUAUUGAACUGGAUUAAUUUGAAAAAAAAUAUUUAUAAUGGUUUUAACUAUAACAAUUGUGGCCUCGUUAGCCUAGUUAAAAGCAAUGCAGUGGUAAGCACUGUUUAAUGGUACUAUGCUUGAAUCAUGAUGCUUGAAAAAUGGACAGUCAACCAAAUGUGAAGAUUUUUUUGUUGUUGAGAAAUUCAGAACUGUUCAGAUUUGCACUUGUAACGUUUUAACUCAUUUUGAGUUGUAUUAUGACAUUUAGAGAAAUGAUGCAUGAAUAAUUUAUUUGUUUAAGAAAUUUUGGAUGUAGUUAGUAUAGGUUUUGUUGAAAGAAGAGAUGUGACAUGUUAUGGAACAAAUGGUGUUCCAUCAGCAGCAAAGAUUUGAGCUACACUGUUCUCCAUAAAGUCAUAUUUUAAUUCACUCCACUUCUCAAAGCUUUGUCACGUUAGGCAUUGUCGGAAUAAAUUAGUUAAAGAAGAAAAAGGUAAGUUGUUGUAUUGAAAACUUACCGUAAACCAAUUUCUGAUCAUUUCUGAUGUUUUUGUGGGGCAUAUAAUGCAUGCUACAUUUUCACACAUAUGACAUAUACAAUACAAUGUACAUAGUCAAAAAUCUAUCCUCAUAAAGUUGACUCCAUAUAUUCCUAUAUUUAGGAAUCUGUCUUGAAUCAAGUAGUUUUCUGCAUUGUUUUCAUAGUAUAUACAUAAUUCUGCCUUUAGCAUUAUGAUACUCCAGUCCAAAGUGCCUCAAACGGUUAAGAUUGUUCCUGUGUUUAAUUCAAAAAUAAAUAAACCUAGAUUAUGUGUGUCUCUAAUUAUAUGUCAUUGUAUAUUGUAUAUUGUAUGUGAAAGGGGAUACCUAGUCAAAUAAAAUGUUAUUUGUCACAUGCGCUGAA
Messenger RNA from Oncorhynchus mykiss (rainbow trout), 3117 nucleotides. It is a transcript of the gene gjc2, whose product is annotated as gap junction protein gamma 2. The record is from RefSeq and is a predicted model, not a curated record. Gene Ontology annotation, biological process: cell-cell signaling. Gene Ontology annotation, cellular component: connexin complex. Gene Ontology annotation, molecular function: gap junction channel activity. Lineage: Eukaryota; Metazoa; Chordata; Actinopteri; Salmoniformes; Salmonidae.